Molecule: messenger RNA, 1798 nt
Organism: Bufo bufo (common toad)
Lineage: Eukaryota; Metazoa; Chordata; Amphibia; Anura; Bufonidae
Gene: DUSP11
Product: dual specificity phosphatase 11
Exons: 11
Coding region: 39-1217 (392 amino acids)
Biological process (GO): protein dephosphorylation
Molecular function (GO): protein tyrosine/serine/threonine phosphatase activity; polynucleotide 5'-phosphatase activity
Source: RefSeq, a predicted model, not a curated record
CCCGCCUGUGACGUGGCUUCGGUAAUGGCGUGGUCUGGAUGGCAGUGCAUUCCUUACUGAAGUUUCCAGUUUCGUUUCUCCGGAUCCCCGUCUGCUGUCACAUCCACCUCCAGUCCGCAGCCAUGAAACACAACUCCAUACCGGACCGGUGGACAGAAUACGUUCCAGUUGGAAAGCGGAUCCCAGGAACACGUUUUAUCGCUUUUAAAGUCCCUCUAAAGAACAUGUAUGAUAACAAGCUCUCCCCGUGGCAGCGAUUUUCACCUUCAGAUCUCGUUAAGGAAGUCGCCAAGCAAAAUGAAGAACUCGGAUUGGUGGUCGAUUUAACCUGCACCAAGCGCUACUAUUCCCCAGCGGAGUUGCCUAAAACAAUUAUGUAUUCCAAGAUCUUCACAGUUGGACAGCAAGUGCCUAGUGAUGACGUCAUUGCUCAGUUUAAACGCAUCGUCAAGCAAUAUCUAACGCAGAACUCUGAUAACGAUAAACUUGUUGGUGUACAUUGUACUCAUGGACUGAACAGGACUGGAUAUUUAGUUUGCAGGUAUUUGAUUGAUAUGCUAAGCAUGGAUCCUUCUGAAGCCAUAGAAAAAUUCAACAACAGCCGUGGACACAUCAUGGAGCGGAGCAAUUAUCUAGACGACCUUUUACAUGGCAAAUCUCAAAGCAGUGCUGAAUUAGAUAAACCUCAAGUCAACAAGCGCCACUCCUCAAACGGAAAUUUACAACGAUAUCCAUGUCCACGGGAUCAACCCAGGAAUCACAGCUACGAUAAUGGUACUCAAAGACCAUUUGCACAGCCAUCGUUUCAUCAUAAUCCACGUCAAGUGAUGGGACCACAACACGGGUUUCCACAUGCUGGUGGGAGACAUCCUAGUCAUGGCCCUCGGAUACCUUCACCUGGUUUUUUGCCUCCACAUAUGUCAGGUCCCAGGCACAAUUUACAUCAAAUGGAAGGUUACUCAUUCAACCAAUUUAGAGGUCCUAAUAGACGCAGACACUAUCCGCAGAGACCCUUCCCGGAACACACCGAUUAUGGUGCAGCGACUGGCCCACCACCUCAGGACUGUAGACCGCGCUUUCCUCCGCAAGGUGACAGCAAGCCUGGGAAUGGUUUUCCAGCACAGCCUCCUCAUUCACAACAGCGUGGCAACAGUAACCCGUACCGGAGGCAUCCAGGAGCCGGCCGCCAAGAGAAACCCAAGAAACAGUGGCAGUAACAAAUGAUACGAUUAUUUCACUUUUAAAAAAAAUUCUUGCUAAGAUGUUUUAGGAUUACCAAAGGCCGGAUAUAAAAGAUUGCUGCUAAUCUGUCUGCUUUGUACAUCAAGGGUAGGGUACUUGGAGGGGUAGCCUUGCCCAUGCCAUCUAACCUCAUCAUGUAUAGAAAGGAUUAUCACACGGACUGCUGCAGGCGGGCUGGGCACCCAGUGAGUCCUAUAUGUGCAGGGUUUUAUUUUUCAGGAAUGUAAGUGUACUAUUGUCUGUAUACAUCAUGCCCACAAGCAUGCAGGUAGAUCAUCGUGUUCACAAGACGAGCUUAUUUGCAAACUUACUUGACUGAAAGGAGAUGAAACCUGGAAAAUCAGUGGCUAGGCCUUUGUCAUGAAACUGCUGUGUGCCAUUACAGAAGAAGUUCUUCUGCCUAGUUUAAUGUGAUGGAGAGAGGUCCUGCCGUCUGAGGUAGCCAUGACUCUUUCCCAGGUCCGGCCUGUGAUUAAUAUGAUGCUGCACAAUUUUUCCUCGUGAGUGACGCACCUCUGAAAUCAGCUUUUCUGUCACUGCGUUAUGCUGCUCUCAA